AUGUUUGCCAAGAUCGCCGUCAUUACUUGUCUUGUCGCCAUGGCCCGUGCUGGAGCUCUCCUAAACGCUGGCUACGGAUCCAAUGGAUACGGGGGUUAUGGCGGUUAUGGCAGUUAUGGUGGUUAUGGCGGAUAUGGUGGAUAUGCUGGAUACGCUGGACAUGGCGGUUAUGGCGGGUACAGCGGAUAUGGAGCUGGUGGUUCUGCUGUCUCCCAUGUAUCGGUGGUCAAGGAAAUCUCUUCUCCAGCCGUUAAUUAUGCCCACUCGUAUCCAUCGGUCGGUUAUGGCCAUUCCUAUGCCCCAGCUGUGUCUAGCGUUUCACAGUACCGUAUCCACGCCCCUGCUACUGGAUACGCCUCCUCAGCCUAUGGUGGUUACGGAUAUGGCAACAAUUACUGGUAA
This is a messenger RNA of Achroia grisella, 402 nucleotides long. Its product is annotated as prisilkin-39-like. The transcript is spliced from 2 exons. The record is from RefSeq and is a predicted model, not a curated record. Lineage: Eukaryota; Metazoa; Arthropoda; Insecta; Lepidoptera; Pyralidae. Bases 1 to 402 code for a protein of 133 amino acids.